AUGUAUCCAAGAUAUUUAAAAUUCCACACUUCAACCGUUGAUGAAUUAGUUCAAACUGUGAUAGCAUCUGGAAAAGAAAAAAGUUUUAUAUCAUUUAGAUUGAUUUUAGUGCAAAUUUUCGCUGCUGCAAUCGAUUUAACGUCCGUUUCAGUUUCUCAUAACUGUAGCUAUCAGCAAAAAGGACAACAUCAUCCGCUUAUUAAAAGUUCAUGGUAA
Molecule: messenger RNA, 216 nt
Organism: Dracunculus medinensis (Guinea worm)
Lineage: Eukaryota; Metazoa; Nematoda; Chromadorea; Rhabditida; Dracunculidae
Source: the annotation of a GenBank genome assembly